AUGUCUCAGAGUCAGAGAGGACACAGCCUCACAUGUCAUCGAGGAGAGUAUGAGAUAGGGGAGGAAUGCUGCCCUGUUUGUCCUGCUGGAAGUCGAGUUAAAACAGAUUGUACAGAGUUCACAAGUACUUCCUGUCUGCCCUGCACUGAGGGAACCUUCAUGAAUCAGCCGACUGGACGUAAACAAUUCCCCUGUUCAACCUGUGUUGCAGGUUCUGGUUUGAAGAUAAAGACGUCAUACAAAACAUCAGAUGCAGUUUGUGAACCACUGGAGGGAUUCUACUGUCUGGACUCUACAGAGGACAGCUGUAUGACAGCAGAGACACACAAGCUGUCAACCAGGACAAUACAUCAGUCAGAAAG
Micropterus salmoides (largemouth bass) is the source of this 362-nucleotide messenger RNA. Its product is annotated as tumor necrosis factor receptor superfamily member 14-like. The record is from RefSeq and is a predicted model, not a curated record. Lineage: Eukaryota; Metazoa; Chordata; Actinopteri; Centrarchiformes; Centrarchidae. Gene Ontology annotation, cellular component: external side of plasma membrane; membrane. Gene Ontology annotation, molecular function: protein binding; transmembrane signaling receptor activity. Gene Ontology annotation, biological process: negative regulation of alpha-beta T cell proliferation; apoptotic process; defense response to Gram-negative bacterium.